AUGGCUACAGCUCAAGUCGAGAUAGCCGCUCAGUCUAAACGUCAAAACGAUAUCUAUCUAUCUCAGAUUGAGACAAUGAAGACCAUGGCCAAUGCUGCUAUUAUGAAUAAAGAUAUCAGUGGACUCGAUGAUGUGACUCAAGAAUUCUACAAGCUUCAACGAGAGCAGAUCAUGCUUCAACUCCGUGAACGAUCCAAAGCGAAUGCAGUUGAACAAGCAAAACAAGCUGAAGUGGAACGAGCUAGAUCUGCCACAUCGGCAACUAUUUUGACUCAAGGUAGUACUUGUUCUCAAGCUAGUGGCAGUACUCAAACUCAAUCAACCACUAGCUCUAUUUCUCAAGCCGGCACUCGGACUCCAACUCAAGCAACGACUAGUACAACCUCAAUUGAUAUAGCCUAG
Messenger RNA from Puccinia graminis f. sp. tritici CRL 75-36-700-3, 402 nucleotides. RefSeq lists its product as uncharacterized. The transcript has a single exon. Lineage: Eukaryota; Fungi; Basidiomycota; Pucciniomycetes; Pucciniales; Pucciniaceae. The record is from RefSeq and is a predicted model, not a curated record. Bases 1 to 402 code for a protein of 133 amino acids.